AAUCCUUUCUGAUGUGGAGGACUGAGUUACCGAAGUUGGACAGAAUACUGAGGGAAAUACAGGAACUCGGUCCUGAUCCACAGGAAUACAUGAACAUCGCCCAAGGUUUAUCUGAAUUACCCACUCAGCUGAUAGAUGUUCAACAGAAACACAAGGAGACUCUGCGGACACGAACUGAAACACUGAGAGUGAACACGAUCCUGAUGACGGAGAAGGUGAAGGUUUUCCAGCUGGCUGAUCGAUACGCUGAGCUCACGGUCAUUUCUACUGUUCGAGAUCGGACACUGGUGGAACAUGAGCUGCUGGCAAGAGGCAGAGACCAUGAGCAUUAUAGAGAGAAACAACUCCGCAGACAGCUGGAAAAAAUCCGUACUGAUCAGUUAUUCCACAGCAGCUUUUCCCGGAGUAAAUCCAAAUCUGGGAGUUCAGCAGCAGUGGCCGGAGUCCCGGGGAUCGGGAAAACAACGAUGGUACAAAAGAUUGUUUAUGACUGGGCCAUGGGGAAAAUAUAUCAACAGUUCCAGUUUGUCUUCAGUUUCAAAUUCCGAGAUUUAAACAGUAUUGACUGUCGAAUAAACCUGAAGGAACUGAUUCUGGAUCAGUAUCCUUACUUUGGGAAUAUCCUGAGAGAAGUCUGGAAGAACCCAGAGGGAUUGCUGUUUAUAUUCGAUGGUUUAGAUGAAUUCAAACACAAAAUCGAUUUUGCGGACAGUCGGAGAGAUACAGAACAAAAGCACCAGUGCCCAGAUCCCGAGUGGUGGUGUGAAGUGUCGGACAUUGUGUACAGUUUAAUCCAGGGCAAGCUGCUCCCAGGGUGUUCAGUGCUGGUGACCACCCGCCCCACUGCGUUACAUUUAUUGGAAAAGGCGGAUAUCAGUGUCCGGGCUGAAAUCCUGGGAUUUGUUGGUGAGGAACGGAAGGAAUAUUUCAUCAGACAUUUUGAAGAUCAGACGGUGGCCGAAGCUGUUUUCAAACACGUGAAGGAGAACGAGAUCCUGUACACCAUGAGCUACAACCCCUCCUACUGCUGGAUCCUCGCUCUGGCACUGGGCCCCUUCUUCACACAAAGAGUCAGGGACCCACAGCGAGUUCCCAAGACUAUCACCCAACUGUACUCCUACUAUAUUUACAACAUCCUGAAAAACCACGGCCGUGAGAUUGAGAGACCCCGUGAUGUGUUACUCAGGGUUGGUCAGAUGGCCUUCAGAGGAGUGUCCGAGAAGAAGAUUGUGUUUACAGAUGGAGAUUUGAUCAAGUACAAUCUUCAGCCUUCCCAGUUCCUGUCCGGGUUCCUGAUGGAGCUUUUGGAGAGAGAGGAUUCUGCCCAGAGCGUGGUGUACACAUUCCCACACCUCACCAUACAAGAGUUUGUAGCUGCAGUGACACAAUUCCUGAUCCCAGAUGGCAGAGAUAUUAAGAAACUCCUCACUGAAACCCACAACACGACAGAUGGGCGAUUUGAGGUAUUUCUCCGUUUUGUUGCUGGUCUCUCCUCUCCAAUGACAGCUCGGGGCCUGGUGGAGAUUCUGGGUCCAUUUCCUCAUGAAACAACCUGCCGGGUGAUUGACUGGGUGAAGGAGGAGGUUAAACGUCAGAGUGGAAACACAGAGAGUGAAGCUGGUAAAAGGAGCCUCCUGAACACAUUGCACUACCUGUUUGAGUCUCAGAAUCGUGGACUGGCUCAGGACGCACUGGGAUCUGUGGAAACACUUUCAUUCAGUAGAUUGACACUGACCCCGAUUGACUGCGCGGUCCUGUCUCAUGCCAUCGGAUUCUGUGAUACAAUAAAACACCUCGACCUGGAGAACUGCCACAUUCAGUGUGAAGGAAUCCAGCGGCUGGGACCCGGGCUGCACAAGUGCCAGGUGUUGAGGUAACUUGAUUUAUCUCUCACUCGGAACUGUGAAACUGUUCUAUUGUGUCAUUUCAAUGUAAAUGGAUUUCGGAUAAACUGUGAUAAAUCAGAUUGUGAAGAAUUGUGACAAAUGCCCAGGGGAUCGGUCAGUAAUUCCCCAAGGACAGGAGGGUUCUGUGGCUCCUUGUGAAGGGAUGUUGGAGACUUCAUCAGAUCAGUGAACAACGACCAUUGGUUUAAUGGUAGUAAAUCACAGGAAUGGCCGUGUUUCCUGCUGCCUGUGACACGUCCAUUGACAAUGUUCCUUCUCACUGUUACUGACACCCAGACCGACACUGACUGCAGCAGAUGGGUCAAAGAUUCACACCCCCUUCCCGGUGAGGGACAAGAGGCCGUCUGCAGACUGUCCCAGUGAGAAGGAAAGAAAUACCAUUGUGAGAUUGCCCUCCCCUGCCCUUUCCUGUUUGUGACUUUGCUCACUACCAGAUACACAGAGAGCGAGGCCGCAUCUCCUCUGGGUCUCUGUUCAGACACAACACACGCGUACAAAAAUUCCCCUUCCUCCUUUCGGAUCUCUCUUCCAAUCCCCCUUCCUCCUGUGGGAUCUCUCUGCCUCAUCCCCCUUCCUCCUCUCAGAUCUCUUUUCCCCAUCCCCCAUCCUCCUAUGGGUUCUCUCUUCCCCAUCCCCCUUCCACCUCUAGGUUCUCUCUUCCCCAUCCCCUUCCCUCCAGUGGUAUCCCUUCCCAUUCCCAUUUCAUCCUGUGGGAUCUAUCUUCCACAUCCCCCUUCCU
Hypanus sabinus (Atlantic stingray) is the source of this 2646-nucleotide messenger RNA. Its product is annotated as NACHT, LRR and PYD domains-containing protein 3-like. The transcript has 3 exons. Bases 12 to 1877 code for a protein of 621 amino acids. Lineage: Eukaryota; Metazoa; Chordata; Chondrichthyes; Myliobatiformes; Dasyatidae. Gene Ontology annotation, cellular component: cytoplasm. The record is from RefSeq and is a predicted model, not a curated record.